AAACAACCUCCGCGGUGACUGGUAAAAGCAGAACCAAUCAUAGUAGUAUCGGCUACGCCUUAAACUUGUUGAUUACUCAUAUCUCUUCAUUAUUCACACCUACACUGCAAUUGCUCUUCAUCAUGCGCACAUAACUACUCUCUCCCUGCUAUUCAACCGCUGCCGGUGAUUUUCGUUUCUCAAUGGCGUCCGAUCAGCUCGAGAUCUCCUUCGCCGGAAUAUUCGCUUGCAGCGCCUUCGCUGCUUGCUUCGCUGAGUUCUGUACUCUACCUUUAGACACAGCGAAAGUUAGGUUACAGCUGCAAAAGCGGGCUGCAUCAGGGGAAGGAGGAGGAGGAGGAGGUGCAUCCAAGUACAAGGGAUUGUUUGGUACUAUGAUGACGAUUGCUAAGGAAGAAGGGAUGGUUUCCUUAUGGAAGGGCCUUGUACCAGGCUUACAUCGACAGUUUCUUUAUGGUGGCCUAAGAAUCGGGUUGUACGAGCCUGUUAAGGCACUAUUGGUGGGAAGUGAUUACGUGGGAGAAGUUUCUUUGUUCAGCAAAAUACUAGCUGCACUUUUAACUGGUGCUAUAGCGAUUUCUGUGGCGAAUCCCACUGAUCUAGUGAAAGUUAGACUUCAGGCUGAGAGUAAAACACAUGCUGGUGCACCUAAGCGUUAUUUUGGAGCUAUGGAUGCAUAUUAUACAAUAGCAAAACAGGAAGGAUUUGCAGCUUUGUGGACAGGGCUUGUGCCAAAUGUUGCACGAAAUGCAAUCAUAAAUGCUGCUGAGCUAGCUAGCUAUGAUCAUGUCAAAGAGACAGUCUUGAAAAUUCCAGGGUUCACCGAUAGUCCUUUCACUCAUCUACUAGCUGGUUGCGGUGCAGGUUUUUUUGCAGUCUGUAUUGGCUCCCCUGUUGAUGUGGUUAAAUCUAGAAUGAUGGGAGACUCAAUUUACAAAAACACUAUCGAUUGCUUAUACAAAACUUUAAAGUUUGAGGGGCCUUUCGCUUUGUAUAAGGGGUUCCUUCCCAAUUUCACUCGACUAGGAUUAUGGAAUGCUAUCAUGUUCUUGACUCUGGAGCAUGUCAAGGGAUUCUUCAAAUGACAAAUUAGAACAACCAAGGAUUUUACCUUUUAGCCCCCGCUUUGAUUAGCAUCAACCUAGACAUUCUUUUUGAUUGACGAAAUACAUAAGCUAUUCUUGCGAUCAGGCCCUACAUUGCUCUUAGACAUGAGGAUCAGAGGGGAGAUCACAUAUUAUCAUCUUGCAAUAGCGCUUUGCGGUAAUGCAAUGGUACUGAAUUUCUCUCCCGGGUUAUUAGUUAAAAGAGAAUUACGGGUGAACAAAGAUGUCAAAUAUACAAUGUCAUACUGAGGAAGCGAAUACCACGCGAAAAAUAGCAGAAGCACAUUGAGUGAGACAUUGGAUAAAUAGAAUUCUGUUCAAACGUGCCCUUUAUUCAUUUGUAUGAAUUUAUAUUACCAGAUUGUUAUAUUUUCAAAGCA
This is a messenger RNA of Cuscuta epithymum, 1486 nucleotides long. Lineage: Eukaryota; Viridiplantae; Streptophyta; Magnoliopsida; Solanales; Convolvulaceae. The record is from the annotation of a GenBank genome assembly.